Coprinopsis cinerea okayama7#130 is the source of this 1218-nucleotide messenger RNA. RefSeq names its product alpha-ketoglutarate-dependent sulfonate dioxygenase. The record is from RefSeq and is a predicted model, not a curated record. NCBI's taxonomy places the organism in Eukaryota, Fungi, Basidiomycota, Agaricomycetes, Agaricales, Psathyrellaceae. The transcript has 7 exons. Gene Ontology annotation, molecular function: 2-oxoglutarate-dependent dioxygenase activity. Gene Ontology annotation, cellular component: cytoplasm. Bases 1 to 1218 code for a protein of 405 amino acids.
AUGGCCCCCGUCGCAACUGCCUCCAACUCCCAGCCUGACAAAAUCGCAGCCCUCAAGGCAGCGGCUGCAGAGAAGACUUUCAACCCCUUUUACUCCCCUCCCCCCAUCGAUGACACGAACGAUUUCAACUACAAAUAUGCGGAAUUCAAGCCCGCUUUCCCAGACGUCGCUUGGGAGCCUCUCGGAGAAUUCGAAGUCAUCGACCGUGGCUUAUCUGCCGAUCCAUCCAAAAAGAACCUUUUCAGCGCUGCCUCGAAGGUCAAGCACCUCACCCCGGCGAUUGGCACUGAGAUCGAGGGCAUCGACUUGAGGCAACUUACUGACGAGCAGAAGGAUGAACUUGCCCUUCUCGUCGCAGAGCGAGGUGUAGUCUUCUUCCGCGAUCAAGAAAUCGAUAUCUACGGGCAACUCGAGCUCGCCAAGCACUGGGGUCCUCUCCAUCGGCACGCAACCACUCCCAUCACCAAAAACGGGCUUGAACACGUCCAUGUUGUGUACAACGACGCUAGUCGCCGACCGGACCCCUCAGCCUUCUCCAAGUUGGAGCUCUGGCAUUCCGAUGUUACCUACGAACUCCAACCACCCGGCCCAACAUCUUUGAAGGUCAUUACCAACCCUGAAGUUGGAGGUGACACCAUCUGGAGUUCCGGAUACGCGCUGUACUCUUCGCUCAGCCCUGGUCUACAGAAGUACCUCGAGGGACUCUCAGCAGUGCACAGCGCCGUUGCCCAGGCCGACGGCAAUCGUGCUGCAGGUCUCCCUGUGCGUCGAGAACCCAUCGAAACCGUCCACCCACUCGUCCGAGUGCACCCAGCAACUGGCUGGAAAUCCGUCUUUGUCAACCCUGGCUUCACCCGUCGCAUCAUUGGCAUCCCCAAGGCCGAGUCCGAUGCCAUCCUCACCUUCCUCUUCCGCCAAAUCAGCGAAAACCCCGACUUCCAAGUUCGAUUCCGGUGGGAGACCAACUCCAUCGCUAUCUGGGACAACCGGGUCGUCACCCACUCCGCCACCUUCGACUUCUGGCCAGCCACCAGACACGCAUUGCGAGCUACUCCUCACGGAGAGCGCCCCCUCUCUGUUGAGGCUUACGAGAAGCAGUAUGGCAAGGAGGCCAAGGAUAGGCAGCUCGAGAUCUGGAAGCAGCAGGGCAUUGAGAAACCCCAGGCUACUGGGACUCAAAAUGGCACAGCACCUGUAAAGGCUCGGUACAACGACUAG